Molecule: messenger RNA, 1844 nt
Organism: Nymphalis io (European peacock)
Lineage: Eukaryota; Metazoa; Arthropoda; Insecta; Lepidoptera; Nymphalidae
Product: fatty acyl-CoA reductase 1-like
Exons: 14
Coding region: 118-1668 (516 amino acids)
Biological process (GO): long-chain fatty-acyl-CoA metabolic process
Cellular component (GO): peroxisome
Molecular function (GO): alcohol-forming very long-chain fatty acyl-CoA reductase (NADP+) activity
Source: RefSeq, a predicted model, not a curated record
ACGUGUGUAUACUUGUAUACUUUGUUGUGUAAUUUGUACGUGAAAUGUCCGAAAAUGAUAAAACAUUUGAUAAAGUUAAAUAAUUGUAAAGCAAAAUAACGUAUCACCGGAGAAAACAUGGGUUUUUUAGAUGAUCGUGACCUUGAAAAUGUGCCAUCUAUACAGGAAUAUUACAAGGGAAAAACGAUUUUCAUCACUGGAGGAUCAGGCUUCAUGGGGAAAGUUUUGGUGGAGAAAUUGCUUUACUCCUGUUCAGAUCUAGAUAGAAUCUAUCUUUUGCUGAGGAAUAAAAAAGGUGUAAAACCGGAAGACAGACUGGCUGAUAUAUAUGCUUCUAAAUGUUUUGAUCGUCUAAGAAAAGAAAAACCGGAUAUAUUCCAGGAGAAAGUGUUUUUUAUCGCUGGGGACGCGAGUGAAAUUGGACUAGGUAUAUCAGAUGAAGAUAGAACCUUGAUUAUUAACAGAACGAACAUACUUUUCCACGUUGCUGCUAGUGUCAGAUUUGAUGACUCGUUAAAAGUGGCUGCUAGACUGAAUCUACGAGGAACCAGAGAAAUUGUGGAACUGGCUAAGGACAUAAGGAAUCUGGAAGUCCUUGUGCACGUGUCAACGUCCUACGCAAAUACAAAUAGGAAACAGAUAGACGAAGUUAUUUAUCCCGCAUUCGCUGAUUGGAGGGAAACUUUGAAUAUUUGCGAAAAUGUAGACGAUCACACGUUGAAUGUCCUAACACCUAAAUAUUUAGGAGAAUUGCCUAAUACGUAUGUGUUCACGAAGCAACUGGCGGAACACGUAAUGACCGAACAGAAAGGCAAACUGCCUAUCGUCAUUAUGAGACCAUCGAUUGUGAUAUCAAGCGCUAGCGAACCAUUGGUGGGGUGGGUUGAAAACUUAAAUGGGCCAGUUGGUAUUUUGGUGGCUAGUGGAAAAGGAAUUCUACGAACUCUAUAUACGGAUCCAGAUAUACUCUCCGAUUAUAUACCUGUUGAUGUUGCUAUUAAGGCUUUUAUUGCUGGAGCCUGGGCGAGAGGUGUUAAAAAAUUGGAACCUACAGACGAUAUAGAGGUAUAUAACUGUUCUACCAGCCACAUGAAAACGAUGACCAUCGGUGAAAUAGUUGACUUCGGGAAGAACUGCAUCGUCCGUGAGAUCCCGUUGGAGGGAAUGCUGUGGUCCGUUGGAGGGUCAGUCACGCGAUCACAGCUUGAGUACUACUUAAAGGUACUCUUCCUACACUUGUUACCAGCAAUCCUGGUAGACUUGGUUCUUCGAAUUACUGGAAAUAAGCCAAUGCUCGUUAAAGUGCAACGCCGCAUAUACGUAGCUAAUCUAGCUCUUCAAUACUUCGUGACACAGCAAUGGACGUUUACAAACAAAAAUAUCCUUGAACUUCGCUCUAGGAUCAAAAACGAAGACAAAGUACCGUUCUACUACGAAAUGGAGACAAUUAUUCCGGAAGAGUUUUUCAGAAAUGCCUGCAUAGGUGGGAAGGAGUUUAUUUUAAACGAAAGAAUGGAAAACCUACCUAAAGCUAAGGCGCAUUUUAGAAGAAUGGAGCUUUUGGACAGAGUCGUUCGGACUAUAAUACAAGGAUAUUUAUUCUGGUUUAUUGUCAAUACGGAAUUUGUUACGGAGAUUUUUCGGAAGAUAUCGAAUUUGACUGUUUGAUAAUGGAAUAAUUUGUAAGAUUAUUUUCAUAACUUCAAAGCAUACGAUGCCGCUACAUAGAAAACCAUUGUUAAUGCCAACAUUUUGAAUUUUUAUGGCCAAUUAGGCCAACGUUGGACAUUUCAACAGUCGUAACUAGUAUGUAAUGCUUUAAUAAAUUAUACUUUAUAGUUGAA